ACAUACGUCACCAAAAUGCGACGGACGAUCAAAAGGGUUGUAAUUAUAAAAUUUACAGUCCGUGGACGACCACCGGAGUCCCUUUGAAAACAUAAUAAAAUAGAAGAUUAAUCGUCACGCAUAAACGUCUUUCAAUGGUUGGACUGUAGCGCACCCGGAGCUGCCGCAGCAGCAGCAGCAGGAGCAGCAGCAGGGAUGAGGAUCCGGCUGCAGGGUCCCGGCCAUGCUGCCAGCCUUCUCGCUGAGCUCAACCGCUGCCGCCAAUCACGUAGAUACUGUGAUGUGUUCCUACAAGUUGGCAACCGCACAUUCGCAGCGCACCGUGCAGUGCUGGCCUGCGCCGGGACGUACUUCCGCAACCUCUUUGCCCGGGCUCCGACCUCGUCCACCGCUGCCUUCUCUUUGGAGUUUAUUUCCCCGGCCAACUUUGAGAAGGUGCUGACAUUCCUCUACACGGGGGAGAUCUUGACGGAUCUCAUAGAUGUCGGGGUACUGUAUGAGCUGGCUGAGAGGCUGGGAGUUAGUGAACUGGUGAGGGCCUGUCACGCUACCUUCCCUGACCUGCAGGCUUCUGUGUCUGCAAACUGUAAAGCAGGCAGUGCUGGAGACCUCACCCUGGACUCCAGCAUGGUUGCUGCUGCUGCGUCCACAGUGGCUGUUGUUAGUGCAGCUUCUGUAUCUGCAUCGUCUGUGUGUUCCUCCGCCGCCUCCUGCUCGUCUCUGUCUUCGUCAGCUGCCCCGACCCCUGCUGCCGCUCCCUCACCUCUCUUCCAAGCCAGGACAGCCAGGGCCGGCCGUGAAGCUCACACUGGGGCUCUGUCUCUGGACCUGAAGGCAGAAGACGUCCAGUCUCAUAUCGGCUAUGGGCAGAUGUCAGCAGAUCAUCAACUACCAGGAGGACACAGUCUUUUAACCAGCAGCCAUUCCAGCCAGAGUGAUGGCGUGCUGCCUCCGGGGCCUGUGCUCCAGCUGAAGACUGAGCAGGGGCUGGAAGAAGAGGAGGCAGAAGGCAGCUGUGAGGAUGGAGACAGAGAUAGACGAAUGGUUUCUGAGAGCGCGGGAAGCUCUCUGCCUCAGAGCAGUGACGCUGCACCGUCUGACUCCUGCUCCUUCCCCGACUCCUCAGCUCAGGUCGGAGCUGAGGCCUGCGACCCGACGUCGUCCUCGGGAGAGCCUCUAGGCAGCCUGCAGGUGGGAUCGGUGGAGAGCGGCAUGGAGGUGUUUGGAGAGGUGGAGGAGGGAGAGAAUGAGGAGGAGAGGGAGGCUCUGCGAGGGAAUGGAGCAAUGGAGGGAACAGAGGAGGAGCAGUGGAGACAGCUGGCAGGUGAGAUCAUCGAGCUGAGCGACGAUGAGAACUUCAUGGAGGAGGGAGAUGAGGAGGAUGAUGAAGACGACCUUGUGUGUGUGGAGAAUGGAGAAGAAGGGAACUCAAGCGGCCAGGUGACGGGGAACAUGCUGUCGUGUAAAGCCUGCGCAGUGCCUCUCCCAGCAGACCCGGCUGCCAUCAGAAGACACGCUGAGACCCACCUGACGGAGCUGGGGCUCUGCAGAGUGUGUGGGGCCUCGUUCCCGGACCACGGCGCCGGUGUCACCCACUCCCUCUCCCACGUUGGGGUGCAGCUCUUCACCUGCGACAUGUGUCACUUGCAGUUCUGCAGCCAAAACAAACUGCUGCGCCACCACCGCCAGGCAGCCUCCAGUUACACAAUACCACAGGGGGCGCUGACCAACAGCAGCCAAGGCCUGAGCUCCGAGCUGCAGUGUGCAGUGUGCGUCAAGACCCUCAGCAAGGACUUCCAGACUGUCAAAGACCACCUGCUGAGCCAUGUGUGUCCCCAGAGCCUGAGCUGCGGUGUGUGUCACCUCCCCCAGCUCUCCUUGUGCUCCCUGCUGUGGCACGCCCUCGCCCACCUCUCUUUGCCCGUCUUCACCUGCCCACACUGCGCCCGGUUCUUCGUAGAGCGCUCCCUGCUGGACAAACAUAUGACUGCACACGCUGAGGAGGCGGCAGCUAAGGAGAGGGAGCGGUCGGCGCUGAGGGCUUUCCGAGUCGAGGCAGAUGGAGUCGGGGGAGGUGGUAUGGCAGGAGUGGAGGAGUUGCAUUGCUUCCUGUGCCCACAGACUUUCCGCUCCUCCUCUGCCUUUCAGUACCACCUCAGCCUGCACUCCACCGAGUCCCUGGGGAGUGGUGGAGGUGUUGGGGCCCAGGGCUGGCUGGGCAAACGUAAAGCUGACCAAUCUCUGGAGUGCCCUCCGUCCUCCUGCUCCUCCUCCUCUCCACGGGAGGUCGCCGGCCUCGUUAAAAUGAGCAACCUGGGUUUGGGGCUGGGAAUGGGCUUCAGCAUACCAGAUAAGUUUUUUCAAGGGUCAAUACACAGCCUGCCCUCUGGAGUCUUGACCAACGGGAGUUCAGGGCAGGACGGGGGAGCCGGAGCAGCAGGCGUCCGUGGGAAAUGGUACCGGUGUCGCUACUGUGGUAAACGUUUCGCCCACUCGGGGGAGUUCACCUAUCACCUCCGCAUCCACACCGGGGAGAAACCCUACCAGUGCAAAGUCUGUCUGCGCUUCUUCAGAGGCCGCUCCACCAUGAUCUGCCACCUGAAGACGCACGCCGGUGCUCUCAUGUACCGCUGCACCGUCUGCGGCCUUUACUUCUCCACGCUGAAGCUGGUGUCGUCACAUAUGGAGCUCCACAAGGACCACCUGCCCCCGGACUUCAACAUCGAGCAGACCUUCAUGUACAGUGAUCACUCUAAGGAGCCGCUGCCCACAGUGGACACCUGAUGGGCUCUGUGUGUCGGCCUGGCGUUUCUCUCCUCGUCCCUUUUUCCUCUCUCUGACACGUCCUCUGUGUCUGGUUGUCGUGGACCACAUGCUGAAUAUAAUAGACUAGCUAGGGCUGUAACUAAUGAUUAUUUUCAUUAUCAGUUAUUUUAUUGAUGAGUCGAUUAAUCGUUUAGUCUGUAAAAUGUCACUAAUUGAUUUGAGAAGCUGGAACAAGAGAUUGUUGGCAUUUUUGCUUGAUAAUAUCGGUUAUCAAAAUUGUUGCAGAUUACUUUUCUGUCAAUCAAACUAAUUGAUUAAUCGUGUCAGUGCUAUAAUAGACUUAGACUUUUAGAAUGUAGUGGACAUAUUAUCUGUCAGAUGCUGUUCACUGAGUCAACCAGUCUCUUUGAACUAAGAUAAAAAGAAGCCACUUGGUGGCAGUGUAUCCUGUUCUGUGUCAGUGAAAGAAGGGAAGCUGGUGGAUUGUGGACUGUCAUGCAGCACUCUGCUUGUAUUAUCUACUCCGAACAAGUCUGUAUCUUUAUAACUUAAACAUCGGGAUAGGUUUUUAUGUCAGUGAUUGAUACUUAACACUGUUAUUAAAGCAGCACCUCAAUGUAGCAUAGAAAUUAUUUUCUUAGAAUUGCAGUCACUAUUUUCACACACUACAAUUUUUUAAGUCUUUUAAAGUUUAAUUUUUCACUCCAGAUGCAACAUGACCAGCCACAUAAGAGUGCAUUUUAUUCAGUCAUUGAAACAUAAAAACAUGCAUCUUUAUGAAUGCUUUCAGAUUAUGCCAUUGAGUCACAUGCUGAAUUCACUUGUUUAGAGCACGUGAAGCAUGUUGUGCUGUAGAAACAUGAUAUUUAAGUGCCCAUCACAUUUCUGUGUAAUAUUUUUGUCUUACCUCAUAUUUAUGAUGACAGUGCAACUAUUUAUUAUUUUUAUGCCUUUAUACAUUUCAUUAUGUUUCUAAAGCCAUCUAUGAAUGUUGGCCUUUUUUAAAUAUUGUUUUUGAAAAGAAAAAUAAUAAAUGCCUCUAGGAAGACUGUUA
Messenger RNA from Siniperca chuatsi (mandarin fish), 3820 nucleotides. Its product is annotated as zinc finger and BTB domain-containing protein 39. The coding region runs from base 196 to 2784 and encodes 862 amino acids. Lineage: Eukaryota; Metazoa; Chordata; Actinopteri; Centrarchiformes; Sinipercidae. Gene Ontology annotation, cellular component: nucleus. Gene Ontology annotation, biological process: regulation of transcription by RNA polymerase II. Gene Ontology annotation, molecular function: protein binding; RNA polymerase II cis-regulatory region sequence-specific DNA binding; DNA-binding transcription factor activity, RNA polymerase II-specific. The record is from RefSeq and is a predicted model, not a curated record. The transcript is spliced from 4 exons.